AAUCCUUGAUUAAUAAAAGAAACAAAUAAAGAAAAAAAGAGGGAAAAACAAAAAAUAAACGAAAAAUAAAAAAUAAGUACCAGUGCCCCUAUGAUUUAGAAAAUGGGCAUUACUGAUCAGAUAUAUGAGUACAAUGUUUUAAAAUUACACGGAGCUUUAGAAAUGAAUUUUGAAGAUAAAUAGGAUUGAAGUCAUUUUUCUAUGGUGGUAGUCGUGCUAUUUGGCCUCCAAACUUCACUACAAUCUGGAAAUUCUGCCAAAAUGGGUUGCUUGACUUGCUUCGGUUGUUUCAAGGGAGGAAUAAUCAAGAGGAAAGAAAAGGGACCAUCGGUUUCAGAUAAACUUCAUCCCCUUAAAGCCGCAUCGGAAGAUACAGAUAAAUUAGCUGAUUCAGCUCGUUCGAGAGCCGCAGAAGCUGCCCAGAAAAGACAAGAGGAAUUUGCAAAUACUCCGGCAGGAAAAGCUGCAAGAGCUCAGAUGGAAGCGAUCGCCAAGAAGUCUGCAAAUACUAACAGGGGAGAACCAGCUCUCAAGUGGCAAAUGGGGUGAUGCUUUCUCAUGCUAGCUUCUGCUGGAGUACAUGGAUGAACUCUUCCAGUAAACUACCGUCUUCGGCUUUUGGUUGAAUUUGCUAAUUUGGUUGGUGAUUUUUUCUGAAAAAAAAUUGCUUGUAAAUGAAAAGGUUGAAGUGAAAAAAAGAUGUCAUAUAUGUGUGUAAAAUUUCUUUUCUUUUUGGAUUACACAAGUGCAACAUAUACGGACUACUUUUUGGUAGCUUCAAUUGUAUAAAAAGGCUCCCACGUUAUGGGUAUUUGUAUAUGUUUUUUUACAAUCUUGGAGAUUUGUUCGUGUCUUGAUAAUCAGCAGAUUUGUUCAUGCCUUGAUAAUGCUGCAAAUGAUAUCCAGAACUACUUAGAAUCACCUAUUUCUUACCCGAAUCAAGAUGUGAGAAAUUA
Messenger RNA from Cuscuta campestris, 956 nucleotides. NCBI's taxonomy places the organism in Eukaryota, Viridiplantae, Streptophyta, Magnoliopsida, Solanales, Convolvulaceae. The record is from the annotation of a GenBank genome assembly.